Monopterus albus (swamp eel) is the source of this 10375-nucleotide messenger RNA. RefSeq names its product EP300 lysine acetyltransferase a (gene ep300a). The coding region runs from base 452 to 8260 and encodes 2602 amino acids. The transcript is spliced from 28 exons. Gene Ontology annotation, molecular function: transcription coactivator activity; protein binding; histone acetyltransferase activity. Gene Ontology annotation, biological process: positive regulation of transcription by RNA polymerase II. The record is from RefSeq and is a predicted model, not a curated record. NCBI's taxonomy places the organism in Eukaryota, Metazoa, Chordata, Actinopteri, Synbranchiformes, Synbranchidae. Gene Ontology annotation, cellular component: nucleus; histone acetyltransferase complex; transcription regulator complex.
ACAGGCAGCAGCACCAUCACUUCGCAGGCAAACAAGAUCUUUCUGCCCGACAUUAUCUUCCUCCAGACUCCGCUGGAAAGGAGGUUGAAAUGACCGACGCAACCAUGGGAGUGAGUUUAUUUGCAACCGAAGAAACCGUGUAAGUUUAGAGCGAAGCCGCUGCGUGUGUCUUACUCUUUACUUUCACCGACCCCCUCCUCCUCCGCUGGCAGAAAUUUAUAAAGAACAAAAAAUCCGACGAGGGAGGGAGGGGGGUUGAUAUACGCCGAGGCUGAAAUCGAGAGGCGAACCCAGGGUAAGAGGAGUAAUUCGUACACGGGACUUUCCCCCUCUUAGUCCCUCCAAAGGAGGGGGAAAAGUCGCAAUAUUGGAAACGAAAAGGAAUGAACUUCUAAAGGCGUGAAAACGUCUGCAAUUGUGGAUACUUUAUAUAUUUUUAUUUCGAAAAAAUAUGGCCGAGAACGUUCUGGACUCUGGCCCGCCUUCAGCCAAGAGGCCUAAACUCUCAUCUCCGGCACUUUCCGCCUUCAGACAAAAGAACCGCGUGCUAGUAUCCUCAAUCGGUGGCCUCUUGUCUAAUGGCUACUUUAGCCAGGCUGUUCAUAAACUCAGUGCGAGGCCAACUUAUGAUAAAGUUUUUGGUGUCUUACUUGGGCCAAAUUGUCAGUCAGCUUCAGAUUUUGGCUCACUGUUUGAUUUGGAGCACGAUCUCCCAGAUGAGCUUAUCAGCUCUAAUGAACCAGGCCUGGUCAAUGGUGGGGACCUCAACCAGCUGCACACUACUCUGGGAGGAGGACCAGCAGGGAUGGGUCCCGGAGGAGGCAGUGGAGGGGCAGGAGGAAUGGGUCUUGGCCUCGGCCCUGGAGUAGGUCCUGGCGUUGUUGGCGGGGGCCAGGAUGCGGUGGCUAAGCACAAGCAGCUGUCUGAGCUUUUGCGUUCAGGGGCGCCCACCUCGACUCAGCAAGGGCACCAAGGAGCCAUGAGCAGCCCAGGGGUCCCCGCUGCUAUGGGGCAGCACUUGGCUAACAUGAAGGCAUCUUCUGGCCAGGGACCUCAGCAGAUGAUGGGCCAAGGGCAGCAGCACCUCUCUCCUCAGCAGCAGGCUAAUAUGAUGCAGCAGCAGCAACAGAAUCCUGCAGCUGGAAUGAUGGGUAAUAUUAACAGAGUGAUGAUGGCAGUGCAGCAGAAAGGCAGUAAUGGACAGCAGCAGCCAAGCAUGAUAGGGGGCCAGGUGAUGAAUGGCUCCCCCAGAAUGGGCUUUGGGAAUCAGGGUAUAGGUGGCAACAGCAACUUGUUGGCUGAGACCCUACAGCAGCAGGGAGCUGGUGGCCAGGCCGGGAUGAGGAGCCAACAACCUGGAGCAAUGAGCAAGAUGGCGAUGAUGGGGAACCCAGGGGGCCCUUUUGGAGGUCCAUAUGCAGCACAGGGGACUCCAGGCCUGGGAAGCACAGGGCUGGGCCCUCAGCUCCAGAACAAAGGCCCCAUGGCCAACAGCUUGGCCCAGUUCAACGUGGACAAGAAGAACCAGUCCAUGCAAGGAAUGGCUGCCAUGGGCUCCCAGCAGUCGCAGGCAAGUGUAGGUGGUCCCUCUGGCGCACCUGUGGGAGGGGCUCCAGGUGUGGUGUCCAAUGCUCAGGCAGGUCUGGUGGGCCCUGGUCCCCAGGGUUCUGCGGCGUCUGCUGCAGCUGGUGCGCCACCCACCGCUGACCCUGAGAAGCGCAAGCUAAUCCAGCAGCAACUGGUACUCCUGCUUCAUGCUCAAGAGUGUCAGAGGAGAGAACAAGCCAACGGUGAAGUCCGGCAGUGCAACCUGCCCCACUGUCGCACUAUGAAGAAUGUCCUCAACCACAUGACUCACUGCCAGGCUGGAAAGUCUUGUCAGGUUGCUCACUGUGCAUCAUCAAGGCAGAUCAUUUCCCACUGGAAGAACACCAUGCGAGUCCUGUUGCCACAGAACUUUACCGACCACACAAAAAGAAAAAAGGACAAAUCUUUUCCAGAUUCUGUACAAACACAUGCUCAGUUAGGGCAUUCCCACCUCUCUCUCUACUAUGGUCCCCUCCCUGACCCAUCAAUGGUGCGGCCAACUGGACCAAAUCAGAUGGUCAACAGGAUGCCAGGACCAGGUAUGAAUCAGUUCAGUCAGAUGGGGAUGCAGGCUAUGGGCCAGAGGUCCAUGCCCCCUCUCUCUAUGGGAGCAUCUGGCAACCAGAUGGGAAUGGCUGGACCCAGGAUGGGGCAGCCCAAUGUAAACCAGCUGCAGAACCAGUAUUUGUCCCAGGGACAGUUCCCUGGUUCAGGACCGGGUGUUGGAACAGCUCAGCCUGGAGCACAGGCAGGCAUGGCACAGACACAGAUGGGCACUCCUCCCCCCUUUUCAGUUGCUAGUCCUCUAGCACAGCCAGGUUCAACUGGUGGUCCCGGUGGCAUCUCCACAGUCGGGCCAAUGGCCCCCCAGAGUGUGGUCGGUGGGGUUCCGAACUCAGCUGUUGGAGCUCCAUCUUCCUCCAUAACGCCAUCUAACAUGAACCAGCAACCUCACUCCAUCCCCCAUUUGGGAGCCAUGCGCGGCAGCUCACCCUCCCCAGCUCGCAGCCGAUCCCCUACCCCUCACCAAACACCCCCUAGACUAACUGGGUCCCAGACCCCACAGCCACACACCCCUAAUGCACCACAGCUGGCUAUACCUCCAGCCCCCCAGCAGAACCAGCUUGGCCAGGGUCCAGGCUCCAACAAGCCUCUCCAGCAGCAGCAUGUAGGUCCAGCGGGUUCGACCACUCCGUCUCACCCAGGACUGGCCUCCAGCUCCACACCGCAUGGUGCUCAGCUGCCACACACUCCGUUGUCCCAAAAGGGUUCAUUCCCACCAGACAGUCAGGCCCUGACUCCACCCUCCGUCAACAGCCUGGACACUUCUUCUCAGGGGCCACAGUUGGACACCUCAACUGCCAACCUCGACCCCAAAAUGGAGGUCAAGCAACAGGACGAGGAGGAGGAGGAGAGCGAUACUGGUAGCUGCUCCAAAGGAGGGAAGCUCAGCAACCUCAGAAUGGAGGAGAAACCUGUGAAAAAGGAGGAGUGUUCUGGAGAAGGUGGUAAGGGUAUUCCCAUGGAUAUGUCAACAGUGCCGACAAUGGACGUGAAGAUGGAGGACAGGAAGCCGGAGGUGAAGAAGGAGGUCAAAGAGGAAGAGGAGAUGUUAGGGGCAGCUGUUCCACAGGUCUCAGUGAAAAAGAAGAUCUUCAAGCCAGAAGAGCUCCGUCAGGCCCUGAUGCCAACUCUUGAAUCUCUAUACAGACAAGACCCAGAGUCGCUGCCUUUCAGAAUGCCUGUCGACCCACAACUGCUGUGCAUACCUGACUAUUUUGACAUUGUGAAGAACCCCAUGGAUUUAUCAACUAUCAAGCGAAAGCUAGACACAGGCCAGUACCAGGAUCCUUGGCAGUAUGUGGAUGACAUUUGGUUGAUGUUCAACAACGCCUGGUUGUACAACCGCAAAACAUCCCGAGUCUACAAGUACUGCUCCAAACUUGCCGAGGUUUUCGAGCAGGAGAUUGACCCUGUAAUGCAGAGCCUUGGCUAUUGCUGUGGGAGGAAGCUGGAGUUCUCUCCUCAGACUCUGUGCUGCUAUGGAAAGCAGCUGUGCACUAUUCCCCGAGAUGCUACUUACUUCAGCUACCAGAACAGGUACCACUUCUGCGAGAAGUGUUUCAACGAGAUCCAGGGCGAGACGGUUUCUCUAGGUGACGACCCCACCCAGCCACAGACAUCCAUUAGCAAGGAUCAGUUUGAGAAGAAGAAGAAUGACACACUGGACCCUGAACUGCUUGUUGAGUGUAUGGACUGUGGGCGCAGGAUGCACCAGAUUUGUGUCUUGCACAACGAAACAAUCUGGCCAUUGGGUUUUGUUUGUGAUGGCUGCCUGAAGAAGGCAAAUAAAACGAGGAAGGAGAACAAGCAUUCUGCCAAAAGGUUGCCCCAGACAAAGUUGGGCUGUUACCUAGAGACAAGGGUGAAUGACUACCUGAAGCGUCAGGGCAACCCAGAGUCUGGAGAGGUCUUCAUUCGUGUCGUCCAUGUCUCUGACAAAGUGGUGGAGGUUAAACCAGGCAUGAAGUCCAGAUUUGUUGACAGUGGAGAGAUGUCGGAGUCUUUCCCAUACAGGACAAAAGCCCUUUUUGCGUUUGAGGACAUUGAUGGAGCUGAUGUCUGCUUCUUUGGUAUGCACGUUCAAGAGUAUGGAUCUGACUGUCCUCAACCCAACCAGAGACGAGUCUACAUCUCCUACCUGGACAGUGUGCACUUCUUCCGGCCUCGCAGUCUAAGAACAACAGUUUACCAUGAAAUCCUCAUCGGGUACUUGGAAUAUGUGAAGAAGUUGGGUUACACCACUGGCCACAUCUGGGCCUGCCCGCCUAGUGAAGGGGACGACUACAUCUUCCACUGUCACCCAGCAGAUCAGAGGAUUCCAAAACCCAAACGCCUUCAGGAGUGGUACAAGAAGAUGUUAGACAAGGCUGUGGCAGAGCGGAUAGUGCAUGACUAUAAGGACAUCUUCAAGCAGGCCACAGAGGAUCGUUUGACCAGUGCCAAAGAGUUGCCUUACUUUGAGGGCGACUUCUGGCCCAAUGUGCUGGAGGAGAGCAUCAAAGAGCUGGAGCAGGAGGAGGAGGAGAGGAAAAGAGAGGAGAACAGCACUUCCAAUGAGAGUAUUGAUGACACAAAAGGGGACAGUAAAAAUGCAAAGAAGAAGAACAACAAGAAGACGAGUAAGAACAAGAGCAGCCUGAGCCGAGCCAACAAGAAGAAGCCAGGGAUGCCCAACGUCUCCAAUGACCUUUCACAGAAACUCUAUGCCACCAUGGAAAAACAUAAAGAGGUAUUCUUUGUGAUCCGGCUGAUUGCAGGCCCCAUGGCAAAUGCCCUGCCCCCUAUUAUAGAUCCAGAUCCCCUUAUGGCCUGUGACCUCAUGGAUGGCCGUGAUGCUUUCUUGACAUUGGCCCGAGACAAACACCUGGAGUUCAGCUCGCUAAGGAGGUCUAAGUGGAGCUCCAUGUGUAUGUUGGUGGAACUGCAUAACCAAAGCCAGGACCGCUUCGUAUACACUUGUAAUGAGUGCAAGCACCACGUGGAGACUCGUUUCCAUUGUACUGUCUGUGAGGAUUAUGACCUCUGCAUCACAUGUUACAACACUAAGGGCCACGAGCACAAGAUGGAGAAGUUAGGCCUUGGUUUGGAUGAUGAAAGCAGUAGUCAGGCUGCUGCCACCACUCAGAACCCUGGAGACUCUCGUCGCCUCAGCAUCCAGCGCUGCAUCCAGUCCCUCGUCCACGCCUGCCAGUGUCGAAAUGCAAACUGCUCUCUGCCAUCCUGCCAGAAGAUGAAACGUGUUGUUCAGCACACAAAAGGCUGCAAGAGAAAAACCAAUGGUGGCUGCCCCAUCUGCAAGCAGCUUAUUGCAUUGUGUUGCUACCAUGCUAAGCACUGUCAGGAGAACAAGUGCCCAGUCCCAUUCUGUCUAAACAUCAAGCACAAGCUCCGUCAGCAGCAACUGCAGCACAGGCUCCAGCAAGCCCAGAUGCUGAGGAGGAGGAUGGCCAGCAUGCAGAGAGUGGGCCAGCCAACUCCUGGAGGAGCCCCUGGGGGCAACGGCCUGCCUUCUCCAGGAGCCAGCAAUGGAGCAGCUGGUCCUGGUACCCCUACAUCUGUGGGCACGCAGCCUCCAACCCCACAAACACCCACCCAGGGUAAUUUGCCUGCACUUCCUCAGCAGCAGGGAGCUGUUAUGGGGGGAAUGGGAACUCCAGGCCAGCAACAGCAGGUGCAGCAGCAAGGUGGUACCAUGCCUCCUCAACACCAUAUCCAUCAGUUUCAGCCAGUGGGGGGAGUAAGUGGAGGGGCUAUGAUGAACUCUCCUCAGCAGCCGAUGGUGCCUCAGCUUCAACAGCAGCCUCCUAGUGUCCAGCAACUCCAGCAGCAGCAACCUGGUAGUUUGCCCCCUUACAACCCCAGACCACCGGGAGCCUCUCCCCUCCAUCAGUCCUUGGGGAAACCUGGCCUGGGUCCAGCCACCCCACCUCAGCAGCAACAACCACCCAACCAGGGCCAGGGGUCAAUUCCUGUACAAGGUCAGCAACAAGGGCCCCCUCUGGCUGCUGUAGAGACUGCCCUAAAAAUCCAGCGCCUAGCAGAGACCCAGAGACAAAUGGCCCAAGCCCAAGCCCAGAUCCGUGGCUUAGGACAGGGGGGCUUGAUACCCCAACAUCCUCACCAGCAGAACAACCAGGGCCAGAUGGGCUUGCCCCACAUUGGGGCCCAAGGCAUGCCCCCCCAGGCUCAAGGAGUUGUUGGCAGGACUAUGUUAGAUCCACAACAACAGGGAAUGCUAGCAGGGAUGCAGCAAGGCGGCCUUCAGACACAGUUGCCCCAUCAAGUUCAGCAGCAGCUCCAGCAAGUCCAGCAGGCAGGGGGUGGACAACUGCCACCAACAAACCAGCAAUGGGGUGCUGGGGGACCAGCCAUGAACCCCCAGCAAAGGCCAGGCAUGAUGGGUCACAUGGCUCCACAGCAGCAGCCAACAGUUGCUCAGCAACAGCAGCAGCCGAUGAAUCCGCAACAACCACCACCAGGAAACCGUGGGCUGAUGCAGGUAAUGGGCGGAGCAGGAGGGGCAGCAGGGGCACCUGCUUCAUUAGCAGCUGCAGCUGGAGCAGGAAACCUGCCCCAGGCGGCACUGCAAGACCUCCUGCGAACACUGCGUUCCCCAAGCUCACCCAUUCAACAGCAGCAAGUCCUCAACAUUCUUCGUUCCAACCCAACCCUUAUGGCUGCUUUUAUUAGACAAAGAGCAGCCAGGUAUCAAGGCGGGCAGGGUGGUGCUGGAGGAGCAGUAGGGCCUCCACAAGGGGGCCCUGGAGGUAUAAGGUUCCAAGGGGGUGUUGGAGGGCUGCCUGGUGUAGGAGGGCAAGGGGAUGGACAGCAGCAGAUUAAUAUGAACCAAGCUGGACAGCCAGGGAUGAACAUGGUUCAGGGUGGAGUAGGGGGAGGGAAUAUGCCUACCAUGGCUCAGCUUCAGCAGUUGCAACAGCAGCGCCCAAUGCUACCUGGGAAUCUUCAGCAACAGCAAUUGGCUGCAUUACAACAGCAACAGCAGCAGGGAGCAAUGCAGGCAGGGCAGCAAGGCAACAUGACUCCACAGUUCAGAGAGAUGAUGAGAAGACACCUGCAACAGCACAUGGGAAACCACGGGCAGUUCCAGCAGCCACAAGGACUCCAGCAGCAAGGCCAGCAAGCCUUUAUGCAGCCUGGUCAGGGACAGCCAGGAAUACCCCCCUCUUCACAACCCCAGCCUGGAGGAGAAAGUGUAGGGGGUCCACAGCAGCAAGGAGGACCACAGGGUGGGCCAGGACAACUAGGCCAGCAGCAGGGCUACUCAAACUCCAUGUCACAAGUAGCUGCAGCGCUCCAGCAAAGGCUCCAGCAUCCGAUGCAGAUGCAGCAACAACAGCAGCAGCAAAAUUCAAUGGGUGGGCUUCAAGGACAAGAUGGAGGGCCUGGUGGAGUUGGAGGACCAGGAGGACCUCCACUUCUGCCUGGCCAAGGUGGACCAGGGCAGGGACAACAACAACAAGGUGGAGUUGGCGGAGGGAGUGGUGGCCCCACAAUGCCGCAGGUGUCUCAAGGCAUGCUUCACCAGAACAUCCACCAGAGGCUCUUGCAGCAGCAGCAGCAGCAGCACCUUGGUGGGGGCUCUCCAGCCCACCACAGCAGUCCCAUGAGUCCCCAACAACAGAUGGCUCAUUCCCCUCACCACCUCCAAGGACAGGGAGGACUUGGUCCAGCAGGAUCACUCAGCAGUCAGGUCAGGUCACCACAGCCCUCGCCAAGACCACAGUCGCAGCCACCACACUCCAGCCCUUCCCCGCGCAUGCAGCCCUCUCAGCCCCAGCCAUCACCUCAUCGCAUUUCUCCGCAGACCCAGACUGGCUCACCCCACCCGGGACACUUAAGCCAACAUCACCCCAGCAUGGCACCAGCCCAGCCUCCACAACCUCAGCAGCAGCCAGGUAGUUCUGUAGAUCCUGGUCAGUCCUGCCUCUCGGACCAGAAUUCAAUCAUAUCCCAGUUGAGUGGGAUGGCAGGGAUGCACAGUGGACAGGGGGGGCAGUCGGACAUGUUGGGUGGGAAUAGUAACAACAGCAGCAACAACAACCAGGAGCUUGGAACGAACAUGAAUCACAACACUUUAGACCUUAUGUAGCCUUGACUCCUACUGUCUUUCUGUCCUGAUGCUCUGAUGAGUCGCCCCAAACGACAAACUGCCAUGAAAGGAAAGUGAGGCAGAACUGCAGCUUUGGGGUUUUAGAAGUUUUUAUUUUUUAUUUAAAUAUUUUUGUGAUGUAUAAAUAAGAAUCGAAGCUUCCUUCCUAUGGGAGAUGCAACAUAAAUCUUGGAAGUCAAAUAAAUUAAAAUAAGUUAUUGCUGUUAAUAUAUAUCUAUAUAUUUUUGCCAGUUGUGUACAAAAAGGUGAAGGGGGCAGAGUUUCAGGUUGAAGAUAUUUCUUCCUUAAGUCUAUAACAAUAUUUUUGGGGACUGAGAAUUUUGCCUUUUUAUGAAUAUUUUUAAGACUUUAAAUGUGGCUAAAAAUUAAAGUAUGUUGACACAGUGUACAUUUUUUAUUGUUUUGCUUUCUUCCUCAAAUACCCAGUCAUGAUUGUAUCUUUUUUGCAGAGAGUAGGUAUAUUUUUAUUUCUUUUAAUUACUUUUUUUCUUCCUCUUUGGAUUGUAAAACAAGCAUCAACAUAUCUUUGGUUACAAAUGUGUCUUUGGACAGUUUUCACAGUUCUAUACAUUUUAAAGCAGCUGCAACAAUUCACAUGGAAUUUAUUUUAAGGGUGUGUUAAAUGCAGUUUGGUUUUGACAGCUUUGUUUUUCCUUUUCAGGGUCUGAAAAAGGGGUCCUUUUAAGGUUUGAACCUUAACAGUGUUUUGGGAGUGGGUAUAACACUGACUGUUUUUUUGGCAAAACAUUAGCCAAGUCUGCAGAACAGAGCUCUUCAUUUCUCUUAUGAAUGUACUCCCGUUUCUUUCCUUUUCCUCCCAAAAAGUGGAGAGGUGAGCUGUUGAUGCCUGAUCAUCUAGCUGGAGGUACGUCAUGUGCCUAAUUACACCUGGCUGGUGUUUAUAAAGGUGUCUUGUGUACAUAUAGCGGCCUUGUUUCUGAACUGUGACCUGGAGAAGAGGUGGAAAAGUGUCUGAUUUGUAUGCUGCAAGGUUUAAGAAAGUCCUGCCUCUAUCUUCAACCCCAACGGUUUCCCCCUUUCAGGAGUCUUUUCUCUCUUUCCCCUUGUGUUCCUCAUUAUGGUUUAGUUCAAUGUUAGUACUGUACAGAGUAAAAAUGGUGGACUUGCAUACCAUUUUUGUAAUGAAAGUGAAAAUGUAAAAAAACAAAACCUGUAUAUACUUCUAAGCAGAGAAGUUAUUUUCUGCUGCUUUGUUUCCCAUUUUGUUUGAUUGGAUAUUUGCUGUAUCUGUUUAAAAUACAAAAGUAAUCCUGAGCUACUGUAUAGUAUUCUUUUCUAAAAGGUACAGUAUGGGGUGUAGUAGGUCAGAAGCACCAGUGCGCCUUUUCUGUGUAUUUUUGACCAGGUUUUAGUGGGGGAGGGGCUAUUACAACAAGUCAUGCACCCGAACAAUCUCAGAAACGUAAGUCAUGAAACUUGCAUGAAGUAGAGCCAAGUCCAAGGCUGAUUAGAGGUGUGAUCUGAAUAAGUAUAAAUUUGCUCAUUUUGCCUUUUAUGAAGAGGACAACAUUCAUAUGCUCACUAUUUUUCUCAAAGGUUGGGCUUGCUGGGUAUGAGGAGGGAUGCAUCAGGUGGCAAUAUAUCUUGAGACUUAUUUUAUAAGAAAAUGAGAAAAAACUGUCUUUUAUAUAUAGAUAUAUUAUUAAAUUUUAUUUUUUGGAAAUAAAACUUGAAGCUACAGGAAUUAUUAGAUAAAACAUGUUUUGUUUUGUAUUAAAGAUGUUAUGGUGAUGCAAAAAGACACUGCAGACAGUCAUUCAGUUUGUCCUGGGGAGGCUGUGGAGUGUAUUAUACCAUCCUUUCGAAGAAUUGUUUCAUGUACAUGAAUAUAGUUGUAAACAUACUGAAUCACUGUACAAACUGAUGGCAACUGAACAAAUAGUUUUUGUUUUUAUCAGUUCUCCUAUAAAGAGACAGGAAAUGAGACUAUUUAAAUAUUUGUUUAGUAUUCAAAUGAAAUCUUUGACCACUUUUUUUGUUCCUCUUGUUAACAAUUUUGGUGCUUGCUGAGAGAAAGCAAAAUACCUGUUGCUCCAUUUUGAUGAGGUUUUUUUAAGUUAUUUUGGUGGUCUU